GGAGGAGGCAGGUUUUGUGGAUUAGGUAACGUAGGCAGCAGCGUGUGCUCACGGUGUACGCCGGGCGGAGUUUAGCUCCAGUCAGACCGUCAGACAAAGACAAGUGAUGGACUAUUGAGGACAUGUACCGGCGCUGGACACAACGUGACUGAAGGUCCGUGUGACACCGAGCUGCAGAACCACUGGAUCUCCACCAGACACGGGAACCAUCUGCUGCACACUUGGUUUUUGUUUCAUUGUUUACUCCCGUGUCACCAGUGGGAGGCUUCGCUCCAAAAGCAAACAUCGUCUGAGGCAGGGACGGGGCCAGCGGGGCCUCAUCACAGCUGUUUCACUCUUCCUGUUUCCUGGAAUUGAAUUCAACUGAGAAUCAGUGACCGUUUCAUGAGUCCACUUAAAGCCAGGAGGUGGAGCGCUGUGCCUCAUCCGCUCCGUGAUAUCAACCUUUUAAUCGAUUUCGUCGCCCUCCUGACUUCAAGAUGGAGCUUUUCUUCAACCCCUUCGACAACUUGGUGUGUAUCCUGCUGGGGAUCUCCUUCACCGUGUGGUUCACCCUGCUGCUGGUCUUCAUUAUCGUGCCUGCCAUCUUCGGGGUGUCCUUUGGCAUCCGGCGCCUCUACAUGAAAUCCUUGUUGAAGAUCUUUGAGUGGGCCACACUAAGGAUAGAGAGAGGAGCGAAAGAAAAGAAUCACCAAUUGUACAAACCCUACUCAAAUGCAAUCAUUGCCAAGGAGCCCACCUCCUUGGAGGAGGAGAUCAAGGAGAUCCGGCGGAGCGGCAGCAACAGAGACCUGGAUUCCGCCUCGGAGUUCGAGAUGUCGGACAUCUUCUACUUCGCCCGGCGGGGAGUGGAGAGCAUCAUGGACGACGAGGUGACGAAGCGGUUUUCCGCCGAGGAGCUGGAGUCCUGGAACCUGCUGACGCGCAGCAACUAUAACUUCCAGCACAUCAGCAUGAGGCUGACCGUCCUGUGGGGGCUGGGCUUGCUGAUCCGAUACGGCUUCCUGCUGCCUCUCAGGGUAACUCUUGCCUUCACUGGAGUAGGACUCCUUGUGUUCCUCACCUCUGUUAUUGGGCUUCUGCCGAAUGGAAGGAUCAAAAACUUUCUGAGUCAGAAAGUCCAUUUGAUGUGCUACAGAAUAUGUGUCAGAGCCCUGACGGCCAUAAUAACCUAUCAUGACAGUGAGAAUAAACCCAAGAAUGGAGGCAUCUGUGUUGCCAACCACACCUCACCCAUCGAUGUUAUCAUCCUCGCCAGCGACGGCUGCUAUGCUAUGGUUGGCCAGAUCCACGGUGGCUUGAUGGGUGUCAUUCAGAAGUCCAUGGUCAAAGCCUGCCCUCACAUUUGGUUUGAACGCUCAGAAGUCAAAGACCGACAUCUAGUGGCCAAAAGAUUGAGUGACCACGUCGAAGAUAAAUCUAAACUACCCAUACUAAUAUUUCCAGAAGGCACCUGCAUCAACAACACAUCAGUCAUGAUGUUUAAGAAGGGCAGUUUUGAUAUUGGUUCCACAGUUUAUCCUGUGGCCAUUAAGUACGACCCCAGAUUCGGAGAUGCCUUCUGGAACAGCAGCAAGUUCGGUAUGGUCAACUAUCUGUUACGUAUGAUGAGCAGCUGGGCCAUCGUCUGCAGCGUGUGGUACCUUCCUCCCAUGUCGAGAGAGGAGGGAGAGGACGCCGUACAGUUUGCUAACCGUGUAAAAGCAGCCAUUGCCAGACAAGGAGGACUGGUGGACCUCCUGUGGGACGGAGGACUGAAGCGAGGAAAGGUAAAGGAUACCUUUAAAGAAGAGCAGCAGAAGCUGUACAGUAAAAUGCUGGUGGGGACGCAGGAGGACCGCAGUCGCUCCUGAAGGACAUUGACGUGGAGGACGACUGACUGACUCGUGCUUCUCUGUGACUGUGAAGGCGAUCGGCUCAGGCUCGGUGUCGACGCUCCUGGACCGGAAAAACUCCCUCUCAGAUGUCAACAGUUGCUCCAUUUGGCUUCCUCGGUCACUGCCACAGCCCGGCAUGUUCUGUUUGCAUCGCGGCUGCUAGUCUUUCGGAGUCCCCGCUGCCCCCUUUUGUUGGAGUAGCUUGACUUGAGGCCUCACACAUGCAUUUGGAAUCAGAAUGAGGUGCUCACAGAAAGAGUAUUGUCUUCCUCGGUGGCAGUCUUUUUUUAGAGGGGAAACCCUUUUCUUUCUUUCUUUUGUUAUUGUUAUUAUCUAUCAUUGAGUUCCCUGACUUUGUUUGAUAGUUUUUAAUGUUUUUAAUUUUUUGUUAACGUUUACAGAGCUGUUUGUACGUGGGGACGUAGAUAAAAAAAACUUAGUUUAUACAGUUAAGCUAAAUACAACCUGUGACUGAGUUGGGGUUUCGCAUGACCGGCACAUGCCCAUGGUUUGUGGGCGUGAGGCCGGAGAUUUUGUUACAUUUACAAAUAUUUUUAUGGGCUUUUUUCCAAGAAGAGAAAAAAAAAUACUUGUAUUCUAAUUUUAUUUUGUGUUUGGCAUUAUGACUUGUAAGCAACAGGUGUGAUCACUGUCGGAGUUUAUGUUGCAGAUGUUUUUUAGGGUUUUUCGUUCCACAGAAUGUGUAAGUUCUCACAUUAUGAAGUGGAUUUUUUGUGCAGCCACAAGGACUGAGGCAGAUGAUUUAUGAUCCUUUUCAUUCAGAACUUAUUUUUAGAUACACUACGAUGAUGUAGUGUAAGAAGAUCUAUCACAAUUUGUCUCCCGGUCAAAACAUUUCAGGCGAUUUCGGUCGUCGUUUUUUUCCAUUGGCUUCCUGCCUGUGCAGGGAUCAUCGUGCUUAAAUUAUUUUAAAAGAAACAAAAACUAUUGUCUUUAUUUUCACAAGUGAUCUUUCCCCCACUUGGCAGCAGCAGCCUCUUCAGGGAGGUUUUUAAGGAGGGACAGAGUGCAGCUGUGGUGCAGGAGGAGCAGGACGGACAGAGUCCGGCCGCAGGUUUCUUUCAUCCCUCUGGUCUUGCUGUGAUCAGGGAUCGUCUUUGAGGUCAUGUCAAACCUGUUCAUCGAAAUAAAUGUUCAACAAUGUGACUCUA
Solea solea (common sole) is the source of this 3049-nucleotide messenger RNA. It is a transcript of the gene gpat4, whose product is annotated as glycerol-3-phosphate acyltransferase 4. NCBI's taxonomy places the organism in Eukaryota, Metazoa, Chordata, Actinopteri, Pleuronectiformes, Soleidae. The coding region runs from base 480 to 1853 and encodes 457 amino acids. Gene Ontology annotation, molecular function: glycerol-3-phosphate O-acyltransferase activity. The record is from RefSeq and is a predicted model, not a curated record. Gene Ontology annotation, biological process: triglyceride biosynthetic process. The transcript is spliced from 14 exons. Gene Ontology annotation, cellular component: endoplasmic reticulum.